UGGUGUGUGUGUGUUGAUGUCAGCAUGGAGAGCACGGAGGAUCGACCCUGUGACUCUAACUUCUAGGAUAUGACAGCUGAUUUCGACAAUGACACUGUAGUUACCAGCGUCCGUAGACAGUCUGAGCAUAAUGGAAUACAAAGUAAUUCAGUAUAUUUCUUUGUAGCUUGACAAAAUGAAUUUGCUUAAUGUUCGAAGGCGUCUGAUGGAAAUCUAGAGACACUAACACAAACCCCAAAACGGCCAAAGUUCUUGCUUCACUGGAUAAUAACUGUACCGUGUAACGUACAGUAUACAGGACAAUCACGUAGCGUACUACAGGGGAUGAGUGAUGGAGGCAGGCUCGGUGGUCCGUGCCGUGUUUGAGUUCCUCCCCAGCGUCUCCGAGGAGCUGCCCCUCUUCCCUGGUGACGUCAUCGAAGUGCUCAGCGUGGUGGACGAGUUCUGGUUGCUCGGCAACAAGGAUGGAGUCACAGGCCAGUUUCCCACCACUUUUGUGGAGGCGGUGACUAUCCCCAGCACCAAGCCAGAGGAGGAGCUCUACGUAUGCAUCAAUGACUUCAGCUCUGCAGAACCAGGCACCCUCCCACUUAAGAGAGGCGACAUAGUCGCUGGAGAGAGCGGAGCCGACAGCGUGGGUGCCUGGCAGCGAGGGCGGAGUUUCUGUGGAACCCGUGGCGUCUUCCCCGCGUCGUGCGUCAAGGAGCUCCACCUGUCGGGGCGCUCCAGGCAGCUCUCGGAGCGCUCUGCCCAGGCCCAGGCCUCCGAGCUCCCCCCUCACGCCCUGGGACAGGCUCGGGCCCUCAUGGGCCUCCACGCACAGCUCCACGAAGAGCUGGACUUUCGCGAGGGGGACCUCAUCACCAUCACCGGCCUCCCGGAGCCAGGCUGGUUUCAGGGGGAGCUGGACGGGCGGAGGGGGAUGUUCCCAGAGGGGUUUGUGGAGCUCUUGGGCCCCCUCAGGUCCCCCCAUGAUACAGAACCAGAUCCAGAGAACUACCAGGCUGACAGUUUGCACUACGACCCUGAGCCGUUGAACUAUGACCCCUUUGACACCGGGGAUGGAAUUGAGGAGGAGGAGGCAGGGGAGAAAGAGGGCUAUGAACAUGUGGAGGAGCACAGGGAGGAGGAGGAGGGCGUUUACGGAGUGGCGCUGUACGAGUUCCGGGCGAUCGACAUGGGGGAGCUGGACUUUGACGUGGGCGAGCGCAUCCGCGUGCUGGGCAGGACGGAGGACGGCUGGCUGGAGGGGGAGCUGCGCGGGAGGCGGGGCAUCUUCCCGCACCGCUUCAUCAAGAUGGAGGACGAGGGGCGGCACGCGACCGAAGAAAUUAAGACUGUUGUCGAAACGACGGGAGGAGAGGAGGAGGAGGAGAGCGUCUAUUCCUCAGAGUAUUGCUCCGACCUACAGGACCAUAGCGGUCCGGAGUAUGGCUCCGAAUGGACACCUCAAGAGGACCACACGGUGUGGGACCUCGACUACUUUGAGAGGGCUGAGGAGCGGAAAUGGCAACAGGAUGCGGUUAGCGAGCGGGCGGUACCGGAGAGCUCCGGGACUCGUACUCAGGACAGGGAGGAAAGGAGGAGGAGGACCGAGCCACUGCCCCAUAGGCCAGCAGCCCCUGCACAGCGAGGACCCCAGAGACCCAGCUCAGCUCCUCAUGGGAGGCCCAGGCUUCCCCCUCGGCCUAGCCUGCCGGCGCUUAGCCACAGGCACCACGUUAGCCACAAUGCUAACAGCACGAACGGUAGCAGGGCUAACUAUCCUGAAGCAGCCCACCCUUUUAAACGAGCUCUAAGCCUCAAUCUACACAGCUCACUGCCUGCCUGGUCAAAAGAUAAUGGACACUACCAGAGGUCACCAACAGACGGUGCCACCAGUAAUGGAAAAGGCGCCGGUAUUGGCAAGGCGUUACUUGGGCUAGUAGAGGUCCACAGACAGAAGAAACUGACUCGUCACUCCAGCAUCAACGAUGUUGAUUUGGUGACGGGUGUCAGUGGCGACCGCAGGGGGCGGUCCUUGCAGGAGGGGCGGGGCUUGAACGGCCUCCUGCCUGCCUCCUUCACCAUGGACACCCUAGCGACGUCAGCCGGCGACCUGGAGACCAAACUAUCCCAGCAGCUCUUGGAGUUCGAGAAGAGCCUGGGGGGGAAUGGGCCGGGUGACAGCGGAAGCGUCGCUAGCGACAUUACCAGGGAUUCCGGCGUCGGCGACAACGGUCACAAGGCCAGCGUCUCUCGACACUACUCCAUCCUGGACUUCAGCAGUGAGAACGACAUCAUCCGAGGCUCUGCUCACUCCCCCUUGUCCUUCCUCCUACCUUCCUCCGCCCGCUCCAACUCCGCCUCCUCCUCCCUCGAGCGCCGCAAGACCCUCCGCCCCCCUCCCCCGCGCCCCCGGAUCCUCCGCCCCCCGGCUCCCUACAAGCCUGCCCGCCCCGCUCCACGCCCCCCGCCCCCCUUCCCCCGCCAAAGCGCUGCCCACCCCCCGCCCCUCGUCGGCCCCGUCUUCUACAGCCCCGAGGAGGAGGAGCCCGCCUACGGCGACCUGGCUGCCCGCCAGGAGCGCGAGGCCGAGCGGCAGCUGCGGGCGGAGGAGGCGCUGCAGGCGGAGCUGGAGGCGGAGAGGGAGAGCGAGCGGAGCCGGGAGGAGCGCUACCAGGCUCUGCUGCGGCUGCAGGAGGUGGAGCGAGACAUGGAGGCCUACGCCCAGACUGCCCAGGAGCUGACGGCCAUGCUGGAGGAGGACGACGAGGAGGACGAGGCGGCCCGGCUGCAGGCCAUGGAGAACCUGGAGUUCUGCUCCUACACCCUGGAGACCCUGGCCCUGGAACAGCAGCAGCUGCAAGACAUGACCCUGCUGCCGGCGCAGCCCAAGCCCCUGGAGCCUGCUCCGGUGUGUGCCGUCACGUCGGCGCUGGCCGCCACGGAGGACCCCGAGCAGAGGAUGCUGGAGAAGAGAGCCAAGGUGGUGGAGGAGCUGCUGCAGACAGAGACAGACUACAUCAAGGACCUGCAGAUGUGCGUCCAAGAGAUCAUCCAUCCGCUCCAACGCAAACAGGUGCAAAAUGUGGACUUUGAGGGCCUCUUCGGCAACAUUAACUCUGUGAUCGACUUAUCGCGACGCCUCUUGAAGAACCUCCAGGACACUGACUCUAUUGGCAAAGUCUUCCUAGACUCCAAGACUGAACUAGAGGAGGUGUAUAAGAUCUACUGCCAGAACCAUGACGAUGCCAUCUCCCUCCUGGAGACCUACGAGAAGGACGAGAACAUCCAGAGACACGUGCUGGAGUGCUUAGAGAAGCUGAGGGCCAUAUAUCGCGAGUGGGGGAAGACCAACUACAUCAACCUGGGCUCCUUCCUCAUCAAGCCGGUCCAGAGGGUGAUGCGCUACCCUCUGCUGCUGAUGGAGCUUCUGAACGCCACGCCAGACAGCCACCAUGACAGACUCCAGCUGGCCAAGGCCCUGCUGUCUGUUAAAGAGAUCAACGUCAACAUCAACGAGUUCAAGAGGAGGAAGGACCUUGUUGUGAAGUACAGGAAAGGAGAUGAGGAGACGCUCAUAGACAAGAUCUCUAAGCUGAGCAUGCACUCCAUCAUCAAGAAGUCCAACCGUGUCAGCAGCCACCUCAAACACCUCACAGGAAUCUCUCCUCAGAUCAAAGAUGAGGCGUUCGACGAGGCGGAGAAGAAGUUCCGGCUGCAGGAGAGGCUCAUCAAAUCCUUCAUCAGAGAUAUCUCUCUCUACCUGCAGCACAUACGAGAGUCGGCGUCCGUGAAAGUGUUGGCUGCCAUCAGUUUCUGUGACAUCUACACAGACAGGAGUCAGAUGGACCCUGAGUACUUCCAGAGAGCUCACCGCUGCAUCAGCGACAAGCAGUUCAGCCACUUUAAGGAGCGUACGGAAGCCUUGGUCAUCUCCCCCCUCACCCAGCUCCUGCUGAUGUUCGCCGGCCCCCACAAGCUCAUUCAGAAGCGCUUCGACAAGCUGCUGGACUACGACAACUGCAAGGAGCGCGCCGAGCGCCUCAAGGACCGCCGCGUCCAGGACGAGCUGCAGGCGGCGCGCAACAACUACGAGGCGCUCAAUGCUCAGCUGCUGGACGAGCUGCCCAAGUUCCACCGCUCGGCCGAGGAGCUGUUCACCGGCUGUGUGCGGGCCUUCGCCCACUCCCAGAAAGACUUCACCAAGCUGACACUAGGGGAGCUGCAGCCGCUCCUGCAGUUUUCUGGUAUUGGGGGCACGGAAGGGAACCUAGUGUCCCUGUUCCAGGAGCAGUAUGGGCACGUUCUCCAGCUUCUCCAGAGCUUCAGUUUCUGUCCAGAGAACUUGCCACCCUCCACGACCACACGCAAGGCCUUCGAGAAGAAGACCCUGGAGAAACAGACUUCCAAAAAGCAGCUUCAAGGGCCGCCCAACUGCAUCCUGCAGACAGAUGAGCAGCGGGCUCUCCUGUUGGCGCGCUACGGUCCAGAGAAGCUCUUCCAGGCCGAGAGGAACUUCAAUGCUGCCCAAGACCUGGACGUGUCUGUCCUGGAGGGCGACAUCGUCGGGGUCGUCAAGCAGCAGGACCCCAUGGGUAGUAACAACCGCUGGCUUAUUGACACCGGGGUCAGCAAAGGCUUUGUUUACAGUUCCUUCCUGAAGCCUUAUAACCCACGCCGGAGUCACUCAGACGUCUCCAUCGAGAGCCAGUCGUCCAACGAGUCGGGCUACGGAGGCUCCUCCCCCGUCUUCUCCCGCCAGAACAGCAACAGCACGCUCACCUUCAACCAGGAGACCGCUGCGGUCAGCUUCUCCACAGCCCCGCCCCCGAGCCACUCCUCGCCGCGCCCCAGCCAGGAUCCGGACCUAUCCCGCAGAGCCCACUACAGAGAUGCGCCCUCGCCCAACCGCAAUCCCACCAAUCAGACCUACGCGAUUGACUCGUUGCCCAAACACCUCUCCACUCCCAGGGAAUACUCAGAUCCAUCCUAUCGGCUAUCACCCUGUCACAGCGACAGUACAGACAGGCAUUCAGCCAAUCACAGGGACUCCAUUGACUCGAGCCACACCACCCCAGCUACUCACAGGGAGCUGUAUGACUCCUCGGAGACAGACUCUUGUUCUUCGCACAAAAGCAACCGUUUGGGUCCUUCACAGAGGCAUGGCCAAUCAGACACGGCCUACGGUUCAUACCAGCGGCAGAAUGGAGAUCGUGCUGGCCAGAGGAAGUCUUCCUACCCCAGGAACGAGGAUAUUGAACCAGAGCCCGAGCAAGAACCUGAACCUGAGUCAGAGCUGGAUGGCCAUCAGAUCUACUACGCCAUUUACUCCUUCAGCGCUCGUUGUGCCAACGAGCUGAGCAUCUCGGCCAAUCAGCGCGUCCGCAUCCUGGAGUUCCAGGACAUGAAUGGCAACAGCGAGUGGUGGUUAGGUGAGGCCGGGGGCCGGAGAGGCUACGUCCCCUCCAACUACAUCCGCAAGUCAGAGUACACCUGAGCAGUUUCCCGGGGGGGGGGGGGGGGUAACCCCCCAGUCCAAUCUUGACCUCCACCCACGGUAGUGCUCCAACCACGAGGGAAGCUGCUCUCCGGACUAAACAGCCUCCCUCCCUCCGAAACAAACAAAACAAGGAAGUGAACAGACAGCUGGCCAGCCUGGUGCCUUACUAUAGAAGGGGAUGCAUUGUUGUGGAGUUUGCUGGUGAGGGGGAGGAACUUCUUUUGGACUUCAUUUGUGCUGCUGACUUACUCCUCUGAAAGUUGUUGGACUUGAUAUUUAUAUACCUUUUUCAGUUUUCUACUUCCCUGGCCUUUCUCUUCCUGCCUCCCCCUUGUAUGCCGUGACAGUCGUGUGACUCAGCAGAGACACACAGGAGGGUUAUAUUACUCAUAACGGAGGGCAUUUUGCAGACUUCCAGUAUGGCCCCAAGACUGCCUGCAGUUGCCAUAGAACACUACUGUUUCAGAAAGGUUGAGUUUGUGGAGUGUACAGUAAUGAAUGCGUGAGCUAUUUAAACGAGCGCUAGAGAGUAUGUGGGUGGCUCUUGCAAGUUAGGUGAGGAGUAUUAAAUAUAUGGUAUUAGUGCUGGCCCCAUCCUGACACAAGGGCAUGUCCCCAACACAGACACCCAUCUCAUGCCACUACUUACUGUUAAUGUAAGUUCUUUUAAUCAAGUACUUUUUAUGAAAUAACACAGUACAAUACAAAAUUGGGGCAUAUUAUUCGGGUUUCAAUACUGUAGUCCGUAGAGAAGACACUGUAUUCUUAUGAAAGUGACUGCCGUUUUGAAAGCAGAAGGAAAGUGUUGUUAUAAUGACAUCCCAUGGCCCUGAGAAUAUUAGAUGAAGCAUAAGCAGGUCUUCAUUGGGUUGACAGAUCAGUGUAAUAUGCAUGGUUUGCUGUAGCACUCCCUCAGAUGUUGUGUGAAGCCAGAGGGCUGAACAUCUAUAUCUCUUCAGCUGGUUUGAUGGGGUAACCAUGUGAUGAAAGGUUUGACCUUUGGCAGAAGCAAACAGGAAGGUCGGAGAAAAUGGGACAUCACUGAGAUCUUUUUUAAACUAUUUGGUUCCUCCCUACCUUCUUCAUUUACGUAUAAGGCUGUAUAUUGAGAAUGUAUUUCUGCACUCCAGUGUCAUGUGAUCACUGUAUUCAUUUGAAUAAAAAUCAGCUCAGCUGAGAAAUAUC
Osmerus eperlanus (European smelt) is the source of this 6670-nucleotide messenger RNA. RefSeq names its product dynamin binding protein (gene dnmbp). The transcript is spliced from 17 exons. Lineage: Eukaryota; Metazoa; Chordata; Actinopteri; Osmeriformes; Osmeridae. Gene Ontology annotation, molecular function: guanyl-nucleotide exchange factor activity; protein binding. Gene Ontology annotation, biological process: intracellular signal transduction; cilium assembly. Gene Ontology annotation, cellular component: cytoplasm. The record is from RefSeq and is a predicted model, not a curated record. The coding region runs from base 332 to 5482 and encodes 1716 amino acids.